AUGACAGAUGUGAGGCUGACACGAGAACAGGCAGUGAAAGAGUUUUCCAAGUCGCGAUUGAGAAAACGCGCCCAAUCGCAUCUUUUGCGCCGACCUCGUGGACCGCGUCGACCCGGUACGGAAUUCAACUCGCCGCUUCAUCGCCAUCCGUCGCAGGACGACAGUGAGAAUGCAAAGAAUCCGCUCUACCUGAUCAAGGAGGAAAUUGCGAUUAUGAAGAAACUCAAUCACAAUAACCUGGUUUCACUGGUCGAGGUAUUGGAUGACCCGACAGAGGAUUCGCUGUAUAUGGUCAUGGAGAUGUGUAAAAAAGGCGUGGUCAUGAAGGUGGGCCUGGAAGAGCGAGCCGAUCCAUACGAUGAUGAGCACUGUCGCUGCUGGUUCCGUGAUUUGAUGCUCGGUAUUGAAUAUCUGCAUGCGCAGGGCAUCGUUCAUCGCGAUAUCAAGCCGGAUAACUGCUUGGUGACUAGCGAUGAUAUUCUGAAAGUUGUUGACUUUGGUGUGUCGGAAAUGUUCGCGAAGGACUCGGAUAUGUUCACGGCUAAAUCGGCCGGGUCGCCUGCUUUUCUUCCCCGGAGCUUUGCGUCGUGA
Messenger RNA from Penicillium argentinense, 591 nucleotides. RefSeq lists its product as uncharacterized. Lineage: Eukaryota; Fungi; Ascomycota; Eurotiomycetes; Eurotiales; Aspergillaceae. The record is from RefSeq and is a predicted model, not a curated record. Gene Ontology annotation, biological process: protein phosphorylation; intracellular signal transduction. The transcript has a single exon. Bases 1 to 591 code for a protein of 196 amino acids. Gene Ontology annotation, cellular component: cytoplasm. Gene Ontology annotation, molecular function: protein serine/threonine kinase activity; ATP binding.